AUGGACAGUAUGGAGUUGGAAAGAGAAAAAGGAAUCACAAUCCAGAGUGCAGCCACGUUUUGUGACUGGAAAAUGAACAACCCUAUCACUGGAGAGAAGGAGGACUAUUCAAUUAACAUUAUUGAUACUCCUGGUCACGUCGACUUUACUAUUGAGGUUGAACGUGCCCUCCGUGUCCUUGAUGGUGCUAUUCUGGUGUUAUGUGCUGUCUCUGGAGUACAGGUACGCAAAGCUUAUCUCACCAUUGGAACCGGAGCGAAUCCAGCAAGGGUCAUUCAACAAAUUCGCCAAAAGUUAAGAAUACCAGCUGCUGCCGUCCAUGUCCCUAUAGGUGCGGAAGACGAGUUCAAAGGAGUCAUCGACCUCGUCAGGUGGAAGGCAAUCUAUAACAAGGGCAUCAAAGGUAUCGACAUUGUCGAGGAAGAUGAGAUUCCGGCCAACCUGCUUCAGGAAGCUAAAGAUCGCAGGGCCGAACUUAUCGAGCAACUGGCAGAGGUGGAUGAGGCUAUUAGCGAUGCUUACUUGGAGGAUGCACCUAUCACCACAGAGCUACUAGUCGCAGCGAUCCGACGUGCAACCGUUGCCCGUAAAUUCACGCCGGUCUUUCUGGGUUCCGCUGUCAAAAAUACUGCCGUCCAGCCGCUAUUGGAUGGUGUAUGCACGUAUCUACCUACACCCUCUGAUUCAUUAACUACCGCUUUGGACCUUGCUAAACCAGCCGGAGAGCAAUCGGUGGACCUCAUACCAGCGGCAGAAUCACCUUUGGUUGCGCUUGCAUUCAAACUGGAAGAAGGGCGCUAUGGUCAAUUGACAUACAUGCGGGUGUACCAGGGUUCCAUUAAGAAAGGUGGUUGGAUUUGGCAUGCCAAGACUGGAAAGAGAGUCAAAGUACCACGACUGGUGCGCAUGCAUAGUAACGAAAUGGAGGAUAUCGAAAGCAUUGGUCCUGGUGAAAUUUGUGCCAUUUUUGGUAUUGAUUGCGCAUCCGGAGAUACUUUCACCGAUGGCCAAACCUCUUACUCCAUGUCGAGCAUGUUUGUGCCCGACCCGGUCAUUUCACUUUCAAUCAAGCCAGAAGGUACAGAGACCCCCAACUUUUCUCGAGCUUUGAACCGCUUCAAGAAGGAAGACCCUACAUUCCGAGUCCAUGUAGACGCAGAAUCUCAAGAGACUAUUAUUUCGGGAAUGGGCGAGCUUCAUCUCGAAAUUUAUGUUGAGCGCAUGAAGCGAGAAUAUGGGGUUCCUUGUAUCACUGGCAAACCACAAGUAGCAUUCAGAGAAACCAUCACAGGCGGCAGUAAAUUUAACUAUACCCACAAGAAGCAAACUGGUGGUGCUGGUCAAUUUGCUCGUGUUAUUGGAUCUAUUGAGCCAGAACCAAAAGACGCUGAAACUGGCAAGGAUGUCGCAUUCGAAAAUGUC
This is a messenger RNA of Acaulospora colombiana, 1422 nucleotides long. NCBI's taxonomy places the organism in Eukaryota, Fungi, Glomeromycota, Glomeromycetes, Diversisporales, Acaulosporaceae. The record is from the annotation of a GenBank genome assembly.